UCAUCUUCUCGUGUAUCUUUGGUUUUCUUCCCAUUUCUAUAGCAGGUAGCAAACAAAUUAAGCAUGGAGCUCAAACUUGUAUUCUUCCUCGUCUUCCUCUUCUGUAUUUCUGGUGCGAGUUCUAUCUCGCACUAUUUCACCUCGAUAUUUUCCCUUGGAGACUCGUACAUCGACACCGGCAACUUCGUGAUCAUGGCACCUUCCGGUCUGCCAUUGCGGUACGACAAGCUUCCUUAUGGCAUGACCUUCUUUGGCCACCCCACAGGUCGCAUGAGUGAUGGGAGAGUCAUCGUUGAUUUCAUUGCCGAGGAGUUUGAGCUCCCUCUCCUUCCAGCCUCCAUGGCGAAUAGCUCGAGUGUCUCCAAUGGCGUAAACUUCGCCGUCGGCGGCGCAUUGGCGACUGGCAUUGACUACUUCGAGAGGAACAAUAUUGUGUCGUUCAAGCUUCUGAACACUUCUCUGGAUGUGCAGCUGGGUUGGUUCGAGCAGCUCAAGCCAUCCAUUUGCAACACCACUACUGAACAAGCCAAUGGGUUCAAGAAUUGUUUUGGUAAAUCACUUUUCUUCGUUGGGGAGUUUGGGGUGAACGAUUACGACUUCCUGUGGAUGGCAGGGAAGAGCAAACAAGAGGUUGAGUCUUAUGUGCCACAAGUCGUGAGAAAAAUCACCAUGGGCGUGGAGAUGCUCAUCAACCAAGGCGCGAUUUACGUGGUGGUGGCUGGGAAUCCACCAAACGGGUGCGCACCGGCGCUUCUCACUGUCCUCAUGAGCCCCAACAGGACAGACUAUGAUGGCCUCGGCUGCCUUGGCGCCCUCAACGGCGUGGCCAAGCGCCAUAACAUGAUGCUCCGUGUAGCUCUCGGUAGGCUUAGGGGCAAGUAUCCCCAUGCCAAGAUCAUCUUCGCCGACUUCUACCAACCCAUCAUCCAAGUCAUGCGGAACCCUAGCCAUUUCGGGUUCGCAAGCGACGGCCUUCUCAAGGCUUGCUGCGGCACCGGUGGCACCUACAACUUCAACGUCAGCUCCGCGUGCGCCUUACCUGGAGUGGUCGCUUGCAAGGAUCCAUCGGCCUCGAUAUCCUGGGAUGGGAUUCACUACACGGAGGCCAUCAACCGGUUCGUUGCCAAGGGGUGGCUCUAUGGUCCUUAUGCUGAUCCCCCAAUUUUGACUGCUAUCCACCACCAUCACUGAUUUGUUGAGAGCAAAAACCAUGACAUGAUUAAUCCUAGCAGCAUGGUAAAUGUAAUCUAUGGCUGUGAUUAGUUCCCUUCGAACUUUCAAAAAUUCCGUCACAUCAAAUGUUUGGACACAUGCAUAGAGUAUUAAUGUGGACGAAAAAAAACCAGUUGCACAGUUUGCAUGUAAA
This is a messenger RNA of Oryza sativa Japonica Group (Japanese rice), 1366 nucleotides long. RefSeq names its product GDSL esterase/lipase At5g45910. Gene Ontology annotation, molecular function: hydrolase activity, acting on ester bonds. Lineage: Eukaryota; Viridiplantae; Streptophyta; Magnoliopsida; Poales; Poaceae. The record is from RefSeq and is a predicted model, not a curated record.